CGGAGCCCGACUCCAAGCUCGCGCUCCAAGUUCCUGCGCUCCAGGCUCACGUCCCCCUCCCUCCCUCCAUCGUACAGACUGGGGAAACUGAGGAGGCUGUAGCUGAGCCGGGUCACUCCCUGGGUCCGGGUUGUAGCCGUCCUCGGCUCAGCCCCCGGCCACCCCCGUCCCCCUUGUCGCCGCGAUCGAUCGCUCUCCGCCGCCGUGCGGGGUGCUCGGUGGGGAGAGGUGACGGCAGGGGCCUAGCAUCCACCUGGAGGGAGGACCUGACUGUGCAGCCCAAGCCACCUCUCAGACUCUGCGUCCCUGGCCAGGUGCCAUGGCAGAAAAGGUGCUGGUAACAGGCGGAGCUGGCUACAUCGGUAGCCACACGGUGCUGGAGCUGCUGGAGGCCGGCUACUCACCUGUGGUCAUUGACAACUUCCAUAAUGCCAUCCGUGGAGGGGACUCCAUGCCUGAGAGCCUGCGGCGUGUUCAGGAGCUGACAGGCCGCCCUGUGGAGUUUGAGGAAAUGGAUAUCUUGGACCAGGCAGCCCUACAGCGCCUCUUUAAGAAGCACAGUUUUAAAGCUGUCAUCCACUUUGCCGGGCUCAAGGCUGUGGGCGAAUCAGUGCAGAAGCCCCUGGACUAUUACCGAGUUAACCUGACAGGGACUAUCCAACUUCUGGAGAUCAUGAGGGCCCACGGAGUGAAGAACCUGGUGUUCAGCAGCUCAGCCACGGUGUACGGGAACCCCCAGUACCUGCCUCUGGAUGAGGCGCACCCAACUGGGGGCUGUACCAACCCCUAUGGCAAGUCCAAGUUCUUCAUUGAAGAGAUGAUCCGGGACCUGUGCCGGGCAGACACGGCCUGGAAUGCAGUGCUGCUUCGGUACUUCAACCCCACGGGUGCCCAUGCCUCCGGCCGCAUUGGCGAGGAUCCCCAGGGCAUUCCCAACAACCUCAUGCCAUACGUUUCCCAGGUGGCAAUUGGGCGACGGGAAGCCCUGAAUGUCUUUGGUGAUGACUAUGCCACUGAGGAUGGCACAGGUGUCCGGGAUUACAUCCAUGUGGUGGAUCUGGCCAAGGGCCACAUCGCGGCCUUGAAAAAGCUGAAGGAGCAGUGUGGCUGCCGGAUCUACAACCUAGGGACUGGCACAGGCUACUCGGUGCUACAGAUGGUCCAAGCCAUGGAAAAGGCCUCAGGGAAGAAGAUCCCGUACAAGGUGGUAGCCCGGCGGGAAGGUGAUGUGGCUGCCUGUUACGCUAACCCCAGCCUGGCACACGAGGAGCUGGGCUGGACAGCGGCUUUGGGACUAGACAGGAUGUGUGAAGAUCUAUGGCGCUGGCAGAAGCAGAAUCCUUCAGGCUUUGGAGCACAGGCCUAAGGACCUCCUACCAUGGACCAGAAAAGGAAGAGAGGCAGCUGCCCCUGCUCUCCAGCCUCUGACAAGACCCUGCACCCCAGCACUCUGUGGCCGAGCUGAAGCUGCCCUACCUCAACCCCAGCUGGUCGCUCAGCCCUCCAGGCAGGAAACCUGGGCUCCACUGACCAGAUGUCAGGGUUUCUCCCAAGGGUGCAGGAGCUCAUAGGACCAUCAGAUUGGAUGAAGGGGCAGGGUUCUGGGACCACAGCCUCCUCUCAGGCACUAACUUAUACUGCUACAAGGGAGCUUUCCAAAGUAUUGAAAAUAAAAAUGUCUUCUUA
Jaculus jaculus (lesser Egyptian jerboa) is the source of this 1686-nucleotide messenger RNA. RefSeq names its product UDP-galactose-4-epimerase (gene Gale). Gene Ontology annotation, biological process: beta-D-galactose catabolic process via UDP-galactose, Leloir pathway. The record is from RefSeq and is a predicted model, not a curated record. NCBI's taxonomy places the organism in Eukaryota, Metazoa, Chordata, Mammalia, Rodentia, Dipodidae. Gene Ontology annotation, molecular function: UDP-glucose 4-epimerase activity. Gene Ontology annotation, cellular component: cytosol. The coding region runs from base 320 to 1366 and encodes 348 amino acids. The transcript is spliced from 11 exons.